Molecule: messenger RNA, 1393 nt
Organism: Orussus abietinus
Lineage: Eukaryota; Metazoa; Arthropoda; Insecta; Hymenoptera; Orussidae
Product: tetratricopeptide repeat protein 25
Exons: 4
Coding region: 1-1314 (437 amino acids)
Cellular component (GO): cytoplasm
Molecular function (GO): protein binding
Source: RefSeq, a predicted model, not a curated record
AUGUCUAACGAGAGGGAAUUGGAAGAGUCACUGAAGAGUGGCGGCGAAAUUGCGAGCACGGCCUUGGUAGCAGUCCAGGCUUCGGAAAUCCUGAAAGCAACUUUGCAUGAUCAUGAUUUCCUGCAGAGUUUCGUGAGAAUUGGUCUCGAUGAUGAUUCUGAAGAGAAAUUGGCAAAUUCGGAAACCGAGCCUGCAGCUGCUUGCAGCGGGGUCUCGGUUGGUUUUGAGAUUACUAAGAUAGAAGGAUCAUCUGACAAACCCAAGGAAACGACUGUCAAGUCUGAUAGGAGUCAGGUUGCGACGAAGAAAAAGAAUAAACGCUGUUCGAAGGUUUUAAAGAUGUCCUUAGAUGCCGAGAUGAAGGAUGGGAAAUCGAAAAAGAAGCGCAGACGAAGAGGUCGCCAUCAGGAGGAAAUCUACACGGACAAGGAUCGAGCUGCAGCUGUUAAUAUGGGAACGCACGACAUAAAACAAUCUUUAAAGAUAAAAAGACGUCAGGAUAGGAGCAGAGCUCUUUGCAUUCCCGAAGAAGCCGAACCAGGCACCUUGCUUGCCCUGGGAGCUCGAGAAAUGAGGUCCGGAGAUAUCAACACGGCCAUCGAUUGCAUCAACAAGGCGCUGCAUCUUAGUCCUGGGGACAAAAACGCACUUCUCGCCAGGAGCAAGUGUUACUUAUUACUGGGAGAUCCUCAGAAGGCGUUAGACGACGCCGAGGCAGCGCUCAGAGGAAAGUCAAAGGACGUUAUCGCCGCUCGAGCAAUGUUCUACAAAGCUGAGGCACUGUACCAUCUCGGAGAUUUUGAGCUCAGCCUCGUAUUUUACUACAGAGGGAUGCGAAUUCGUCCAGAAUUUGAUCAGUUCCGGCUUGGGGUGCAGAAAGCGAAAGAAGCGAUACAGAACAUACUCGGUGACGCAGAACCGAUUCCAAUAGCCGGUUUCGAGGACCCCGGUUUGCCGGCGCAGUCGGAGGGCCCAGAAAAGCCGGAGAUUUCAACGCCGGAAACACCUGCAACAGAAGAGUCGAAAUCUCCCCCGAAGGAUCGGAAAGAGAGAGAAAUUUCUACGAAUGGACUACCUGCGGAUGGGACACCACAGUCGACCGGUAAACGCAAAAGCACCGAACCCAAUCUUCUCGGGCAACUCAACGUCGACAAAAGAUACCUGCAAAACCUUCUAAAGCGACCAGAUGUUAAAGCUGCCCAUCAAGAGUCAGCAGAUCAUAUUACGGUUCAUGCCGAAGAAGGAAUAGCAUUUUUGAAAGCUCGUCAAGAAUUCUGGCGACAGCAACACGCGACGAAUCAACCUGCCUCGUAAAUAGUGAAUUAUUAUAUAUAUAACAGUCCCCGUGAACACUAAAAUCAAAUUCAAUCCAUUUAAAAUAUUAACUGAACGG